Messenger RNA from Neurospora crassa OR74A, 2263 nucleotides. RefSeq lists its product as hypothetical. Gene Ontology annotation, biological process: DNA replication; DNA strand elongation involved in DNA replication; DNA synthesis involved in UV-damage excision repair. The transcript is spliced from 4 exons. The record is from RefSeq and is a predicted model, not a curated record. The coding region runs from base 142 to 1467 and encodes 441 amino acids. Gene Ontology annotation, cellular component: delta DNA polymerase complex; nucleus. Gene Ontology annotation, molecular function: DNA-directed DNA polymerase activity. NCBI's taxonomy places the organism in Eukaryota, Fungi, Ascomycota, Sordariomycetes, Sordariales, Sordariaceae.
GCGCCUCACACAUCAAUCAUUUAUCGGCUUUAGUUUGCUCUUUUGAUAACUUCCACCUUGACUCCAUCGACUUUGAUUAGCCCAAGCUAUCACUGCUAACGAAGGUAGUGUCUUCAGAUCAAUAAACGUUUUGUUCUCGCCAUGGAGGAUUACAAGACGUACUUGGCCGAGAAUAUCCUCAGUGAGGACAAGGUGGUCACCUAUCGCUUGCUGAGUCGGGCCCUGCGUGUACAUCCAAAUGUAGCGAAACAAAUGCUCUAUGAUUUCCACAAGACCCAGAGCAGCAAGAAGCCCGGGACUGUCUAUGCCACUUACAUGCUAUACGGUAUCAAGAAGUCUGUCCAGAAUCAAAAUGGCAACGCCAUGGACAUCGACUUGCCUUCUUCGCUUCCCGACGCGGACCCGGUUGAUGACGAAGAAGUGCCCUCAUACACUCUCGUACUGGUCCAGGAGGAGCGGUUAGCAGACGUCCUCAAAGAGUACGAGACAAUAACAUCGAUACAUGUUUACAGCGUCGGACCUCACCCAGCCAAGGAUCUUACGCUGCUUGUUGAUGCCGCUCAAAGUGCGCUAGCCAUCAAGGAUGAUGCUAAGAAACCACAGCCCCGUCCCAUCGUCAACUCUCACGUACGCCGAAGAGAAAGAAAGGGACUGGGACUCAAGGCUGCCGCACCCGCCAAGCAAGAGUCGAAGACCAAAACAGCACCCACCAAGACGGCACCCGCUAAACCAUCGCCAGCGCCCGCCCCUGCCGCCGCACCAGCAAAGCCCCAGGAGGAGAGCAAAUCCACUGCACCGGCUAUGGAACCCGAAGCACCGACUGCCACCACCAAGAAACCUGCGCCAUCACUCAAACGUAAUACCUCCGCCGCUUCUGGUAUUAUGCAAGCCUUCUCCAAGGCCGCUUCCCUGCCCAAGAAGGCCAAGACGUCGGAAAAGUCUACAACCGCUGCCGAGGAGACGCCUGCUGCCCUGUCAGACGAUGGAGAGGAUGACGAUGACGUCCCGUUGCCAAAACCGGAUGCCCAAUCUACGAGGAAGAGCAAGAAGGAGCGUGAAGAGGAACUGAGGAGAAUGAUGGAGGACGACGAAGACGAGGACAUGGAAGAGACAGCUGAUUCUCCCGCCCCAGAGGAAGAGGAAGAAGAAGAGCCCGCCGUUGAGGAGCCACCCGCCAAGGCUGAUGUUGCCAAAGAGGAGAAAAAGGAGAUCGUGACGACAAGUGGGGAUGGAAGGAGGCGUGGAAAGAGGAGGGUGAUGAAGAAGAAGCAGAUUAUGGAUGAUCAGGGAUAUCUGGUCACCAUACAGGAACCUGCUUGGGAGUCCUUCUCCGAGGAUGAGGCUCCGCCAGCCGACAAACCAAAGCCCAAGGUUGCGAACCCGGCGCCACCCGCGGCGGCCGGGAAAGCGAAGAAGCCUGCGCCCAAGGGGCAGGGCAACAUCAUGUCGUUCUUCUCCAAGAAAUAGUCUGUGGCUGGCUCAGCCUUUGCGAAAUCGCUGUAUUUUGGGCUGUAAUUCUGCCAGGUUCUAGAUGUCUGAUCAACUUAGCGGGGCACGGAAACUCAAGGCGCCUUCUGCCUGACCUUAAUUUUCUCGUUGUCGUCACUGACUUUUGGCUUGCUUCUCUUCGAGAGUUCCUUGGCAUCGUGGGGAGAAUUAUACUACAACCAUCGUCUAUAACACCACAACAACCAAGAUGUAUUAACUCCCUUCCGUGCAGCGUCCUUGAUCUUUCCUGUCUCCAUUUCAUUCUCUUCCCAGUGAUAGUCGCGUCGUGUUUAGUUUUAUGCGUGGCGUAUCUCUGUGUCACCAAUCACUGCAUUACCAGCAGUACUUUUCUCCGUUCACGUUUUGCGAUUGGAAAAGAACGUAGACAGCGUUAGCAAAGCAGUGCUGGCAAGAAAUCACGCUUCUGUAUCUCCGUCUCCGUCUUCGAUUUCUCCACCUCGCUCCCUUCCUCGCCGUUCCGCUACAUACCUCACACGUGUGCAUACCUACCUUCGGCGCCAAUGUCCGUAUCCGACAGCACCAUCUUUUUCCACGCUGUUUUUGGUACAAUACCGAGGGAGUCGCUUACGUGACUAUCUGUCGAGCGAGCGGGUGGUGUGUGUGAGAGACGCAUGUACUAACGUACAGUACAGUGCAAGUGAACUGGAAUGUAUAGAUUUCCAAACGAUCAACUGUGUCGCAGGUCCUGUGGUCAGCUAGCCAGUCAGGUAGUCAUUCAAAGAUUUGUGGUUUGUCUCAUGUUGGUUAGCCUUCC